AUGGCGGUCAACGACGUCAAGUGCAAUCCGUCUACUGACAUCCAUGAAGGCCUAUUAUGGCAAGAGGAGCGGGACCUACGCCGAGCUCUCUACGCCUCCAUCCAAGAAAACAAACCCAAAGAGGAUGGAGACUACAACAGCGAGGAGGAGGACAUGGAUCCCGAUGACUUCUCCAACGAGCCGUCCUCCGUACCCACCAGCAUGGACUACAGCAACAGCAUGGACUACAGCAACAGUAGCUCGAUGUGCUCCUGCGACGUCGGUCUAGAGUCGUGCCUGCUGCAGUCGUUGCCGCCGCCAGUCAAGCAGGAGACGGAGCAACAGAGCACCUGCAUGCAGCAGCGGCAAACAGAGACAACGACGAUGUCUCUACGGAAACACCAGGAUUCCACGUCGCUUUGUCGACUCGGGGACAUCAAACCUACUGUGUGUGAUAUAGAGCCAGAGCUGCAGCAGCCGCAGGAGCAACAGCAACAGCAGCAUUCGCCGCAAUUAACCCAACAGCAGCAACAGCAGCCGCGGCAAUUAACUACGUACAAACAGAGACAGACGGGCAUGUGCAAAGAGAGGAUCGGGUCGAUACAGGGUACUGUGGCCUCGACGAGAGAGCUGUUGUUGAGGAAAGGAUUGAGGGCCAAGAGGGGAAGGAAGAGCACCAAGGAGCUGGCUAGUCUCAACCUCUUGGCAGAGAAGGACUUUGGGCCUGGGUGUGCAAAACCAAAAAAGGCCGCCCGCCUAAGAGCGCAACGGAAGUUUGCCCAGUCGCUGCCCUGCAGUCCGAGCACCACGCCUUCUAAGAGCAGUCUGAGCAGCAGCAUGGGGAACAGCGGCAGCAGCAGCAGUGGCAGCAGCAACAAGGGAAUGCUGUUUGACUUUUGCCCAAACACCGAAGACUUCCUUACAUUCCUGUGUCUCAGAGGCACACCAGCACUACCUUCACACUUGAACUUCUUUGAAGUGGCAAGGGAACGGCGAGCCAAGAGUAAAGAAACGACCAGUACGGACAGCGAAUCCAGUACCAGUACUGAAAAGCGCAACAAGUUUGCAGAGAAUAAUUUUCACAUUCCUGGAGUGGAGCCCUUGUCGACUGGCACCUCAGACUUUCCAAACCUCUCCAGGUCUCGAGUAGAAGCAACCAAGAAGGCAAUAAGGAGAAGAAAGAAUGUAGCUUCAUCCAACAAAUCGUCCAUUCCACUCUCUACUGACGUUAACGGCAAUCCACAUUUACCUCCAUGUUUAUCGCCUAUACCCCCUCCCAUUGCUGCCAUACCAAGGUGUCGCUAUCCCCCGCCCCUCACCCCGAUCGAGCCGGUCAGCAACGUGGACGGCACAAAAUCCAAGAACACCAAAUUGACGAAACACAAAGCUGCAGGGAUGCCGUGCGCCCCGACAGGUGCCCUCAUGGGUAGACCAAACCAAAAACUAUCAUCAUCAUCAUCAUCUACCUCCAACAACAAAGUAGUGCGAGAGAAAAACUGCGCCCUCCUGAAGCCGGUCCUCAGGAACGGCAAGAGCAGGAAGUGCCCAGACAUUUCGGAACUCAAGUCUAAAGCCGUACGCACACUGAAUAAUAAUAAUUAUGCAAAACUGAAGAAGUCGCACAAGGUGAAUCCAAACAGGCUUCCCGGCCGGAAGAAGGUCGCCAAGCCGGUGGACGACAAGACUACAUUUGAGCCGCCCAUGCUACGAAACAAGCGCAAGAUCGUCACAGUGGAUGGGAUCUUUCCAAAGAUAAGCGACUACAAGCGACGCAAGCUGCAGGAGAUGACAGAGAAGCCUUCGUUGAAGCUCUUGCGGAACAGCAAACAGUGCCUCCAAAAGAAAUUACGCAACCACGUGCGGGCGACCGUGAACUCUAUCGCACUGAAUAGUAAACACAAACAUGUCAACAAUCACAUCAUCAACAACAACACUUUGGAGAUGCUCCCCUUGGACGGACCAGCUUCAAUUGUCAAACCCAUCCUAACAGACCCUGAAAUAAAUGCUCCAGUGCUGGUCACCGCCAAGAGAGGCAGAGGCCGUCCGCCAGGAUCAAAAAACAAACUGCUGCGAGCGAAGAAGAAUAAACAACGACCUACCAAAUCUACCUCAGUGGCCUGUGCGUGCAAGAGUAAGGUAACUGGGCAGGGAAAAGCGCCCUCCCAUGCACGUGUCGCAGGCCCCACUAUCAGUACUACCACCGCUUCCCAUAAUGCGCCAGUGUUUUUCCCGAGUCAGGAGGAGUGGAAGGACCCGAUAGCGUACAUCACCUCAAUUUCAGCCCAGGUGGCUCCCAGUGGAAUGUGCAAAGUUGUCCCUCCAAAAGGCUGGAUGCCGGAGUGCAAAUUAAAAGAUGACAUGAGGUUAAUGCCACAGAUUCAACGAAUACAUCGCCUUCAUCACAGAUGGGGUAGCAAUGUCCAGCAACUUGCAUGUAUCAAGAAGCAUCUAGCUGGCCAGGAUAACAACAUGACGUAUCCACCACAGGUUGGUGGGUGUGAAUUGGAUCUGGUCCGCUUCUCCAAAAUUGUUACCCAACAAGGAGGCCUGAAGACGAUAACGAACAAGAAACGCUGGAACAAGGUGGCUGAUGUGCUAAAGAUUCCAAAAAUGAUCCAGGGACGUAUUGUGAAGCUGGAUGGUAUUUAUUGCAAGUAUCUCUUAUCGUACGACACUCUCACCAAGGAGGAGAAAGAGAAAUUGUGUGCUGAAGUUGAGAUGGAACGAAAACGACAAUCAGGGAAGAGAGCAGCUAAAGACUGUCUUGAGGAGGACAGUUGUGGGAGUGUACUCGGCAAAGGACGCUCCGUCAAUCUCACCCAAUUCUGCAAGAUGGCUAAUAACUUUCAGAAGAUGCAUUUUAAGAAUGAGGCCACCCCAGCUGAAGUGGAGCGUGAGUACUGGCGGACUGUCGAGGGUGGGCAGAACCAUGUGGCUAUCCAGCGAGCAAACAUUGAUACUGCCAUCUCAGGAAGUGGGUUUCCCAACCGAAAAACUGACCCCUUUGCAAAACAUAAUUGGAAUCUAAACAACGUCGGCAAUAACCAUGGCAACCUACUACACCUGUUGCCCAGCAAGCGUUGCAUCAACCUCCCGGAGAUGAAGGUUGGUAUGCUGUACAGCACGGAGACAUGGAACUGUGAUAGACACGCACUGCCAAGGAUCGAGUAUCUACACACCGGCGCCCCUAGAAUACAUUAUUGUAUACCAAGAAUACAUCAAGACAAGGUGCUACAAGCUAUGCAGACCCUAGUGCCUAACCUGUGUGCUAAGAAACCAAAUUGCCUUCAUGAUAAAUCCUUCCUAUGCAUGAUACCGCCCCAAAGCCUGGCCGAGUUAAACAUUCCGGUGUACAGAUUGGAGCAGAGAUGUGGGGAGUUUCUAGUGACGCUACCGGGGGCCUGUACAUCUUCAGUCUCUUGUGGUUAUAACGUAGCUGAGAGCAUCCACUAUGCAACACCCACUUGGAUUCCUGCUGGCAUUCAAGCUUUCAAAAUCGCUAAGGAGCUACAUCAAGCUUCAGAGUUCUCCAUCGAACAACUCCUGAGUCUCCUUCGGUCCAAGUCUGGUAACAGCCUCAAUUGCAAGAAGCUACCUAAAGUACUACAGCCAGAACUAAGAGCCAUAAAGGAUCAAGAGCUUGAAGGUCGGAGGUGCCUGGCCGAGGUAGGCCUCAAUUCUUCCAUCCGAUUUGCGGAACCAGAGAGCCCGUCGAGGGGUAGAGAGAGACGCGGGAAGACACCCAUGCAAAACAGCGAGGAAAAACGCUGUUGCGUUUGCCAGCAGAUGUGCUACAUGUCCAUGGUACUUCAUGAGAAGGAAGGGAAGGUGUACUGCUUGAACCACGCCCUAGAGGUAGCGCAGAGGGGCAAACUUAACAGGAACUACAAGCUGAUGUACAGAUAUGAUGAGGGUCAGCUUGACAGCCUUGUGUGUGAUCUACAAUCUCUUAAUGAGAAGCAAUCUGUGAACAAGAGGUCCUCGCCCAGUCGCCGCAGUUUCCUAAGGAAACAGGACAGCAGCAGCAGCAGCAGCAAUGGUGGCAGGGACACCAGAUGACUGCAGGUGACCCUAACACCACACCAACCUUUCAUGCAAUCGCUACGCGACCAUCAAGGAAAUCAAAUACACUGCAAUAAAACCACCUCUCUCAACGGAACUGCGGGUGACAACAUCAUAGCAGCUGCCACAGGAAGACUAGCAAAGCGGAGAUCGUACAGGCAUACCAAUAUGGCUUAGCAUUUUUGGAAUUGCAGCAAAGUAGCAUCAAGAAAAAAAACACCCAGAUUUGACAAGGAAAGGCUACCAAAGCAGGUUUGAAAACUGCGGCAGUUAAACAUUGCAGCAACACAGACAAGAUCGUCCUUGCUUCAUUGCCUACUUGAGCUUCGCUUCUAAACAUCAGUAAGUUGUAAAGGUUACUACAGAAUGUUUGCAAGAACCAGCAUCUACUGAGUUUGUAUACGGCAGCUGUUUUUACAUGGAAAGCCCACCACAGUAUAGGUUUGAAAACUGCGACUGUUAAAAUUGCAGCAGCACAGUGAAGAUUGCCUUUGCACCUUUGCAAACCAAAGCUUUUACUGAAAACCAGCAAGUUGUUUAUGGAAGCUGGUCUCCAAAAUCCGGCAAACAAAUAAAAAAAAGCAGGAUUAAUAAUAAAAUUCCGGUACAAAAAAACCGAAACCAUGUGUCCAGUAACACCGUGUGCUACAGACGUUGAUUCCAGUCAGGAAACUCUCAACAUUUGGGGUACCAGUGAAACUCCACCUUAUCAGCUGCAGGACGCCAGCCUGAGAUACGAAUCCAGCUAAUACUAACUGCUGGAUACCGACUGAGUUGGGUCAAUAACAGGGAAACAACCAAUGCACUGAAAUAAUUAGUGAUGACAAUUUCCUGUUUUUUUUUAUUAUAUAUAACCUCAUUGCUGCAUUUUUGUAUUGUUCACGUCAUUGUUAACAAACCAUAAAACGGAAACAUUGAUUUUGUUUUUCCAUUUGGUCAUUUCUAUACAUGCUGCAGAUUUUUUAUAGACCUUAAAGUAGAAGUGGUUUGUGAUACUCAAGGCCCAAGCCAAGCACUUUCUGUCCAAAAACUCAUCAAAUAGUUGAGAAUAAGAACUUUCCAAUUAUGUUUAUUUAGAGUCGAUACUGUAUUCUCAACAUGGGACUGCUUUCAUCUUCAACUAGGGUCAGUCAGAAUAGUCAAUAUUAAAACAAUAUUGUUUUGUUUUCUUCUCAAAAAUUGUGUAUGAAUGAGUGGAUCAAAAGAAAUAACUCAAAACCAAAAAUCAGUUUUUGCUUUUAAGAAAAUGAUAUAUUAUCAAACUGAAAAAGAAGAAGAAACGCUUAAUACUCAGGUGGCAAAGAAUCACACUUUAAUUCCUACAAGUCCAUUGAAAACUACUGAUGAUGGAGAACUUUGAUCAAAAACAUCUGGUUCAUUUGAAGCACUGUUUUGUUGUUCAUUUAUAUAUUAUAUUGUGAAGCCUUUUAGUAUAUUGAAAAUCGAAAUUCUUGGUGGGUGGGUCUGUCUGAUUUUUGUUCAACACUGUCUGUUCUGAAUGGCCCUUAAAUGCCCUUUGACUAUUUCUGAGAAGUGCUUACUUUUGGUGUGGGGUGUCACAUCUUGAGUUAAUAUCACACUGCGCUAACUUGUCUGGCGAAAGCUCCUUUUCACGUCAGCCUGCUUUUUAGAUUGGACCAUCGACUAUUAAAGGCACUGGACACUUGUUAAUUACUCCAAAUAAUUAUUAGCAUAAAACCUUACUUAGU
Messenger RNA from Asterias rubens (European starfish), 5750 nucleotides. RefSeq names its product protein Jumonji-like. Gene Ontology annotation, molecular function: DNA binding; histone demethylase activity. The transcript has 20 exons. Lineage: Eukaryota; Metazoa; Echinodermata; Asteroidea; Forcipulatida; Asteriidae. Bases 1 to 4038 code for a protein of 1345 amino acids. The record is from RefSeq and is a predicted model, not a curated record. Gene Ontology annotation, biological process: chromatin remodeling. Gene Ontology annotation, cellular component: nucleus.